Messenger RNA from Ornithorhynchus anatinus (platypus), 1333 nucleotides. It is a transcript of the gene FYRD1, whose product is annotated as transforming growth factor beta regulator 1. Lineage: Eukaryota; Metazoa; Chordata; Mammalia; Monotremata; Ornithorhynchidae. The record is from RefSeq and is a predicted model, not a curated record. Gene Ontology annotation, biological process: regulation of cell cycle. The coding region runs from base 25 to 1257 and encodes 410 amino acids. The transcript is spliced from 9 exons. Gene Ontology annotation, cellular component: nucleus.
CGGGGCUCCCGGGGCUCCCGGGCCAUGAGCCUCCCGCCCGCCGCCGGCGGCCUCGCCCUGUCGGCGUCGGCGGGCCGGGCCGGGAUGAAGAAGCGUCCGAAGAAGAGGCAGAAGCCCAAGUACCGUGUGAAGUACCUGCGCCUGCGCAGCGCCGCCAAGGCCGCCGUCUUUGAAAAUGCAGCCAUCUGUGAUGAAAUCGCUCGCCUGGAGGAGAAGUUUCUCAAAGCGAAAGAAGAGCGGAGAUAUCUGCUGAAGAAGCUGCUCCAGCUGCAGGCGCUCACCGAGGGGGAGCCCCCUCCCGCCCCGGCCUCCCACAGCUCCGGCCUCCCCCUGAGCUUCGGCGGGGCCGGCUCUCUGGGCCCCGGGCCGGGAGCCGGGCCCGUGUCCGUGCCCAGCGUGGGGGCUGACGAGCCCUUGGGGAAGAAGCCCAAGAAGGAGAAGAAAGAGAAGGGGAAGGAAAAUAACAAGCUGGAAGUCCUGAAGAAAACCUCCAAGAAGAAGAAAGCGGAAGGAGCCACCCGGAAGCUGGUGCAGCCCAUCGCCCUGGACCCCUCGGGCCGGCCUGUCUUCCCCAUCAGCCUGGGCGGCCUGACCGUCUACAGUCUGGGGGAGAUCGUUAGCGACCGGCCGGGUUUCCACGACGAGAGUUCCAUCUUUCCCGUGGGCUUCUGCAGCACUCGGGUCUACGCCAGCAUGAAACGCCCAGAUCAGAAGUGCCUGUACACCUGCCAGAUUAAGGACGGCGGCCUGCAGCCCCAGUUCGAGAUCGCGCCCGAAGACGACCCCCAGAACGUCAUCGUGGGCCCCUCCGCCAACGCCUGUCACGCCCAGCUGCUGAAGACCAUCAGCGCUGCCCGGGGGAAGCUGCUUCCCAGCGUUCUGCCGGCCGGAGCCGACUUCUUCGGUUUCUCCCACCCGACCAUCCACAACCUGAUCCAGGGCUGUCCGGGAGCUCGGAAGUGUGUCAAUUACCAGUGGGUGAAGUUUGACGUGUGUAAACCGGGCGACGGGCAGGUGCCCCAGGGGCUGCCCGAGAACGACGCGGCCAUGAGCUUUGAGGCUUUCCGGAGACAAGCCUUCGAGGACGACCAGAGCGAUCCCAUCCUGCCAGGGUCCCUGGACCUGCCGGGGCUGCAGCCGGCGGCGUUUGGGUCGCCGUACCAGCCGCUCUUCCUGACCCACGAGCCCGUGGGGGCCGCCCACCUGCAACACAUCAAGUCUCCCGCCCGCUGCAGCCCGGCCCACUCCUCCGACUAAGGCAGAGCACCGCGUGGGAAUGGACGAACGGCAGCCCGGGGAGGGGGCGGGCACCCCUUCAACACCUUUAUCGAUC